This is a messenger RNA of Styela clava, 2996 nucleotides long. RefSeq lists its product as uncharacterized. Lineage: Eukaryota; Metazoa; Chordata; Ascidiacea; Stolidobranchia; Styelidae. Gene Ontology annotation, molecular function: calcium ion binding; oxidoreductase activity. The record is from RefSeq and is a predicted model, not a curated record.
GCUUAAUUCAAAAACUCUGUAAUAUUUAUAUAGUUAGCAUACAAAGCUCUAAUUUACACAGUGUUUGAUAGAGGGGAGGAUUCGCUUUCAGCAAUGAUGAGGGAUUCUUUGAUGGUAGCGUUGAUUUGCGUCUGUUUUGCAGCCAUACAAGUUGGAGGUCAGAAGAAGACAUGUGCUGUCAACUUCGGUGGCUGCGACAAGAGUCGGGGUUACUGCUGGAAUACAGAUAAAGGGAAGAGUUCGAUGUGUUCUUGUAAAUCUGGUUACAGAUUUCGACUUCCACAUACCAGAAGAGGGACGUGUGUUGACAUCAAUGAAUGCCGAGCGAAUCUCCACAGUUGCGACACAACCAAUGGAAGAUGCAUUAACACCCUUGGAUCUCAUAGAUGUUCCUGUAAACGUGGAUUCGUCCUUGAUUACACAAAGACCAAAUGCUUGAGGCAAAAUCAAAUCAAGGGAACCUGCUCAAGAAGACGCUGUGGAAAAUGCCGAAACCGCUCCAGAUACGACUCUGAAAACCCGGACGAAGAUGCCGUCAAGUUCUGGACGCGAUUCUUUAAGCGUCGUCGCGGUGGGAAGAGAGGAAGCUGUGUGUGUGAACCUGGCUUUGCCAAAAGAAGAGGAUGUAAAUAUUGCCAAGACAUAAACGAAUGCAGACUAAGGAUUUCAAUGUGCGAUUUGAGACGAGGUCAUUGUCAUAAUUCUGAUGGUGGCUAUUUCUGCACUUGCAAAAACGGAUAUCUUCUAGGACCGUGUGGAUUCAAGUGCUACAGAGCCAAUAAAAGACCAUCAGAGUGCAAUUCUGAAGUCUUCCAAUCAUCAAGACUUGCGAAAGGUGACAGUGAUGGAUUGAAUGAUGAAACUACUAAAGCUGUUCUUCUCGAUCAUAUUACCGAAAAGAUUGCUAAACUUGGAGGAAGACUAACACUGUUUCAUACGUUAUUGUACAAGACCUGUAAAACUGGAGAUAAAAAGAGAGUGCAAAGAUUUGAUGUAAAUCAUGAUGGGAAAGAUGAUAUUGUUAUUCAUUAUGUUUGUGCUAGAAACAUUUGGAACGUAAAAGCUGUUUUUGACACUGAAGCACGUUGGUCACCUUGGACUUGCUGGACAUCUUGCAAACCUACUUGUACAGGUGGAAUUCAGACUCGUGUUCGCAUUUGCAAAUAUGGUUUAGUCGGAGAAGGAAAAUGCAAAGGUCCUGCAACUCAAUACAAGACAUGCUAUACAGGAAAGAAAUGUGCAUUGCGCGUAAGAAGGGAAGCUCACUCAUUAAAUACCAGACAACAGAAAGAUCUCAUUCAAGCAAUGGAGAAAUACAAGAAAGAUUCCACUACUUUUGGAUUCCAUAACGCGGGUGGAACUCACGAGUUCCCCUUCCAAUGCAUGGGCUCUGAUGGAAAAGACAAGGGAUGCUGCUUUCAUGGUGCAAAACUGAAUUUUGCGAUGUGGCACAGGGCUGAGUUGCUUAACUUUGAAGAAGGUUUAACAAGACAUCUGAAGGACAAAACACUUGGAUUGCCAUAUUGGGACUGGUUGACUUAUCCUAACCCACCACCCCUGGUUUGGAGCAAAAAGCUAUUUAAAAAAGAUAACCCUUUUACUUCAAUGACAAUUAGAUAUGACGUCACCCCGAAUAUAGUGACGCAACGUUCGCCUACUGUUAAUCCUUUCAUGGUCAAAACAUCCAAGGACAAUUAUUAUGUCGCAAGAAAGAUGAUGCAGUCACACAGUAUCCAUGAAUUUUCUGAAGCUUUGGAAAAUGCUCACAAUUCGAUUCAUUCGUCCAUUUGCUGGGGCGCUCAACAAAACCAAAAUAAAUGCACUUAUUCAAUGGCUGGACUGACAUAUGCUGCUUUUGAUCCUGUAUUUUUCUUCCAUCACACAAAUAUAGACAGGCUUUUUUCUGUUUUCCAAGACUGGAUGAGUCGCAACAAUGAAUUAGCUUGGACAAGACAAUCAGUUCUUGAACCACAAGAAAACAUUUUCCAUUUCAACCAACCAUAUUUGCCAUUCAACAAUCAUUCUUUGACCCCGUUCAAAAAGCUUCAUGCAGUUUCAAACAUUCAAGAUCUAUUUUUCAACAGACAAUUGCUUGGCUACAGAUAUGACAGUCUCAAGGUACCUAAACAGGUGGCCAAGAAUGGAUCAGCCAGUGAUGCAGAAAAGGCUCAUAUUCCAUCAUCCGCUGACAAACUUAUGUUAGGACAAUAUGAAAGAAGCAUCCGAACAAACGUUAAGAUUACUUACUUUCUGGCAAAUAAACUAACAGGACUCGCUAACAUCAAGAAAUGCUCAAAACUGAAUGAAGAUGAAACUCGAUUUCUGGCAAGUGCUCAAAUUCUGGGAAGCAGAAGAGAGAGAUCAUGGAAGUCCAGACAACCUACUAUUGUAAACAUCAAUCAUUUGUUCGGAAAGUUGAGUAGGCCACAACGUGAGCUUAUUUCUCCAACAAGUAAUGUGCAGAUAAGGGCUUGCUACAGUCACAAUCUAUCCUGCCGAAAGAACUGCAAACAAAUCAGAUCAAACAUCAGAAGAUUAAUACCAUCUCCUCAGCUGAUCUUAUACCCAAAGAAUAUUCGUACUGAUGUACAGAAGAUUGAAUGGGCGAAAGGAGUUCGCUUUCCAACUUGGACUAUCGAUGCUAUUUCUGGGACUAAGUGGUUCGUCUUCUGGGGAAAGGAAGCCAAGGAUGUUGUGCAGGUUCCCAACAGAUCUAGUUACCUGUCUUGUAACACCAAAGGCGCAAGGAAAGUGAAUUGUGAAACAGCAUGCGUUCUGCCAAGUGGAGUGCACUACUUUGUGCAUAAAACAAGAUGUCGACGUGGAAUGAAGCUUAGCAUCCUGGCUCACGUUUAAAUGGGAUAAAAUUUCAAGUGGAAUCAUUUAUUAAUCAAGAUUUGUCAUUGUUAUAGAACUGAUUUCAGAGUUCAUGUCAGCAGUUAUCAACGCCUGUUCGUUUGGUCUCAGUUUUGAUAGUUUGACAAAACUGAUUAAAA